Messenger RNA from Sphaeroforma arctica JP610, 2438 nucleotides. RefSeq lists its product as hypothetical. Gene Ontology annotation, molecular function: lyase activity. The coding region runs from base 1 to 2367 and encodes 788 amino acids. The transcript is spliced from 20 exons. Gene Ontology annotation, cellular component: periplasmic space. The record is from RefSeq and is a predicted model, not a curated record. NCBI's taxonomy places the organism in Eukaryota, Ichthyosporea, Ichthyophonida.
AUGAGUUUCUUGUAUAGAAGUAAGUGGGUGUACUUAUCAAUUUCACAGUUUCCCUUGCUUCUGCCUCGGAAGUAUGAGACACCGGCACAAACACCUAGCCCGUCAGAUGAGAGGCAAAACGUACCACCAAGGGAAGCGAAUCUACCAGCAACAACCAGCGGACAACUCAGAGCAGCUCACAUAUCCAAGCUGCCACCAAUCUCAACACCUUUUAUGCUUUUCCGAGCCAUAGGAAAUGAUCUGCCACCCAGACAUAAAAUUGGACAGUCAUACGACAAUGUCAAAUUCAUUCUGGACAAUGAACCCGACCUACAGGGGUGCAGAAAGCACUGGUUGCUAAAUAGGAUACUAAACACUACCGAAGAAACCCGCAUCAUCAACAUGCUGCACGACUAUGGUCAGGAGUAUACGCAGUUGGUUUACGAUCCAGAGGAAUACGAGAAGAGAGAGACUCGGUUUGAAGAGUUUCCGGUCCCAGAUGUACUGAGAAGCAGAUACUAUCGCCACCAGGAGGAGAAGGUGCAGGCACUGAUCAAUGACGAGAUGCAUCACAAACGCAUCCUGUACAUGAUGAACAACAAUGGAGCGCGCAAUUCCAUGAUACGGCUGGGGCGCGCGGCUGGAGCGAAAUGGAUUCUACCGUUCGAUGGCAACUGCUACUUCACAACCAGUGCGUGGGCCAAGAUAGUAUCUACCACGGCCACACAGGGAAAGCACAGCAAGUACUUUCAGGUCCCAAUGGCGCGGCUGCAGAACAACGAUGUGCUGUUCGACCCAGACUUCAAUCCAGACGCAAAGGAAGAGCCUCAGGUCAUGUUCCACAGGGAGGCAUCAGAGCUCUUUGAUGAAACCUUACGAUACGGCCGUAGACCCAAAGUAGAGAUCCUUUAUCGAUUGGGUAUUCCGGGUCCUUGGGAUAGGUGGCCAAGAGACUACUCGUGGGAACGGCACAAAACGAGGUCCAGCAAACUCUCAGAUGACGUCUCGGGUCCCAACACGGUCCAAAAAGCAGGAUGGGUGGCCCGAUUAUAUUCAGGACAGGGUGCACUGGAGAAGUCAGGGGCCAUUGUGGCCAGAGGUGUACACCGAUCAGAAGGGAUCCAGCUCCUGCUCAACCGGGCGCGGCAGCAGAACAUCAAGGCAAAGACUGGCUUCACCAGAGACACGUUCAUGGCGUUUAAUGAAACCGUACUGCAACGGGAACGGGAUGCGUGGAAGGCGGGCAAAGGAGGGCAUCUGGACAGUGUGGUUGCGAAGUUGAAGGAAUGCGCCGACUACGCCCUGACGCAGGGGCCGUGGAGUGUCAUCAGAAAGACCGAGAGACCGCCCAGCCGUGACGUUCACGACUACUAUACGCCCAAGCCGUACUUCUGGCCCAAUCCAAACACGCGCAAUGGACUGCCGUAUAUCAGACUGGACGGCCAGCGUGUGCCAGGUACUGAGUUAUACGACAAGGAGAGCGACAAGUUUGAUCGUACGCGUCUGGCUGCGAUGUAUGGCAACACCACGUGCCUUGGCCUCGCCCACUAUUUCACCGGCGAACAAAAAUACGCUCAAGUUGCUGCUCGCAAUAUAAAGGUGUGGUUCGUAAACGAAAACACGAAGAUGAAUCCACACAGCAAGUAUGCGCAGAUCCACUGGGGAGAAAACCACAACCUGGGAGAGUCAACGGGAGUUAUUGAGUUCAAGGACUUCUACUUCUUCCUGGACAUUGUGAGAAUGAUCAAACGGUCUGGCGAACUGAAGAAGAGCGACUCAUCAAAGCUAACCAGUUGGUUCAAGGCGUACAUUGCAUAUCUGAGGUCCUCCAAACAAGGCAUAGGAGAGUACCAGAGUCCCAAUAACCACGGCGUCUACUUCGACGUACAGAUGAGUGCGCUACUGGCCUUUGUCGGUGACAUUCCCAGGUUGAUCAACCAUGUAGAUGUGGCUCGAGGGCGGCUCUUGAGUCAGUUUGCAGACGAUGGUUCGUUACCGCACGAAAUGAUCCGCGAGACUCAGCUGCAUUACAUGAUGUUCACGUUAUCAGGAUGGUACACAUUAGCACGGUUGGCGUUGAAUGUCGGGAUAGACAUGUUUCAGUUUAAGCGCUCGACCGACACCACCCCGCCCCUGUAUAGGGGUGCCACAUUCGCCAUACCGUACUUUAACUCUACUUGGAAACAUGACCAAGAGAAGAUCACGGAUAUGCGAAGGAUGAUCCCGCUGUACUACUGGGCGUCGUUACAGUAUCCGGAGCUGGGGCGCGUGCAGGGAUCAGAAAGAUACCCUAAACCGGGUUUUUAUGAAACCAAGCCAAUGUUCUACGAGCACGAUGGGAUUCAGCAGUUCUGGAAUCUGGGUCUGACUGAUAAAUACCUGCUCUGAAAGCCAAUGUCGAAAGCGUCGGGAGUAAUGACAUGUAAAAAUAGAUGAAAGUAAAAACAAUAAUACACACA